Echinococcus granulosus is the source of this 321-nucleotide messenger RNA. RefSeq names its product TM2 domain-containing protein. Bases 1 to 321 code for a protein of 106 amino acids. The record is from RefSeq and is a predicted model, not a curated record. NCBI's taxonomy places the organism in Eukaryota, Metazoa, Platyhelminthes, Cestoda, Cyclophyllidea, Taeniidae. The transcript has a single exon.
AUGUAUCCGGAGGAGGUGCAAUUGACCACACUCACCUGCCACGCAUUACCGGGCAUUGAAUGCUAUGGCAACCGCACUUUCCUCCUACCCAACUACCCCUGCUUGCGCUACCAUGGUUACUACUUCCUCACUACCCUCCUUUACAGCAUCUUUCUUGGCUUUCUUGGUGUCGAUCGAUACUGUCUGGGGCACCUGGGCACGGGGGUGGGUAAGCUGCUCACCCUCGGCGGUUGUGGCAUUUGGUGGAUUGUUGACAUCAUCCUCCUCGCUCGUGGCGAUCUUCGUCCAGCCGAUGAUAGCUCUUGGAUGCCCUUUAUCUAG